Molecule: messenger RNA, 1277 nt
Organism: Aureobasidium pullulans EXF-150
Lineage: Eukaryota; Fungi; Ascomycota; Dothideomycetes; Dothideales; Saccotheciaceae
Product: Arabinanase/levansucrase/invertase
Exons: 3
Coding region: 101-1177 (358 amino acids)
Biological process (GO): carbohydrate metabolic process
Molecular function (GO): hydrolase activity, hydrolyzing O-glycosyl compounds
Source: RefSeq, a predicted model, not a curated record
UGUAUAUAAAGCCAAGCAAUCGUGACUGCCAUUUAUAACAAACACUUUAUUCCUUGUCCUUCGGUUCUAUUGAUUUAUCAAACAUCACUCGCAUAUACUCAUGGCUCAAUACAACAACGCCGUCUUGUCUCUGACCAAGACCGAAACACCGGACCCUUAUAUUACCUACUCGGCAGCAACCCGCCAAUUCUAUCUUACAUUUACUGCGGGCGACCGCGUAGAGCUAUGGAGGGCUGACAGUUUGCCCAACUUCCACGAUCAUCCAGACAAGCACGUCAUCUGGAGACCACCCCCAGACACCGAACAUUCGAACGAUCUUUGGGCUCCAGAACUGCAUUGUUUGAGAGGACGCUGGUAUGUCUACUACGCUGCAUGCCAUCCAAAGCAUGGCAACAAGUCGCACAGAAUGUUUGUGCUUGCCGGACCACCCGCAGAUCAAGACCCGACUACUGGUUCGUGGGAGUUUGUGGGACCUAUCAGAGGCAUGGGUCAACAUCAAUGGGCCAUCGACGGGACCGUGAUUGAGCUACAUGGUCAGCUGUACUUUGUCUAUUCUGGCUGGCCCUUUGAUAACCCGAACGAAUCCGAUCUCCUACAACAUCUCUUCAUCCUUCGUUUGUCCGACCCAGUCACUGCUGCUUCGGACCCCGUUGAAAUUUGCAGGCCUGAUGAGCCCUUCGAACGUGUGGGAGACCAUGGCAUCAAUGAGGGACCGCAGUACCUCGCCUCUCCGGACAACUCUUGGAUUGGCAUAGUCUAUAGUUGCUCGGGUAGCUGGACCAACGAGUACAAGAUGAACUGCCUUCGCUGGACUGGUGGGGACCCUUUGAGACCGGACUCGUGGCAGAAGAGCAUGAAGCCUUUGAUCAAGAACGGCCCACACGGCAACGGCCCAUGGGGUCCUGGACAUGGUUCUUUCAUGCACAUCGGCGAUGAUGUCGUUGGCAUCUACCAUGCCACUGACCGCCCUGAUGACGGCUGGGGUAACAGAAAGGCUAGGAUGCAGAGAGUGGUCUUCACUCCCGAAGGUCCCUGGAUGGGUGAUGGUGUAGGAGAGCUCACCACAUCAAUGUCCGCCUUUGUCGGAAAUGAGCAUCACCAGGCCGAGGGAGGCAACAACAAGAAGCAUGGCCAUGGCAUCAAGGGGUUCUUGAAAAGGAUCAAGGACGAGCUUUGAUGUGGCGCCAGGUUGGCCCUUCAUAACGAGUCAUGAUAGCUUAACCUAGAGACAAAAUCACAACUUUUUGUGUCACUUUUUUGAGAAGUGAUCGUAGCGG